Molecule: messenger RNA, 393 nt
Organism: Sinocyclocheilus rhinocerous
Lineage: Eukaryota; Metazoa; Chordata; Actinopteri; Cypriniformes; Cyprinidae
Product: dedicator of cytokinesis protein 4-like
Exons: 3
Coding region: 1-393 (130 amino acids)
Source: RefSeq, a predicted model, not a curated record
AUGAUUCCGUUCCAAAUCCCAGUGGAUUCCGCAUUACCACGCUGUGAACCCAAUCUCCCCACACCUGAGACAGGAUCUCUGUGCAAGAACGUGAGGUCACUGUCUCCCAUGCCAACCGCCCGUUCCCCUCAGAAGUCAAUGGUCCCGCCCCUCACGCCCUCUCCGACCGAUGGCUUGCCGAUGGGGAGCCUGGCGUCUCACUCUCCUGCCCGCUCUGGCAGCUACAGCAGCGGGAUCUCAUCCCUCAGCCGCUGCAGCGUCUCUGAAAUGUGCGGGAUCGACCUCCCGCCGCCCGACCCUCCUCUACCCCCCGCCGUCCCCGCAGACAUUCCCAUUCGCCGGGGCAGCAAGACUCCUCCGCUUUAUUUAUCAAAUAGGCAAUUUAAGUUAUAA